This is a messenger RNA of Mercenaria mercenaria, 2261 nucleotides long. RefSeq lists its product as uncharacterized. The transcript is spliced from 4 exons. Bases 353 to 1339 code for a protein of 328 amino acids. Lineage: Eukaryota; Metazoa; Mollusca; Bivalvia; Venerida; Veneridae. The record is from RefSeq and is a predicted model, not a curated record.
AUUAUCCUGACGAUCAAUCGAUUGAUCCUGACCUUUGAUGUGACAAUUUGGAGGUGUAAAUGGAUCGAAAAUAUUGAAACAUUUUCUUAAUGGCGUUUUCGUGUAAUCUGGUACAAAAAGUAAAGAUGUAAUUUUAAAGACGAUUAUGUAGAAUGCGUGAUAUAUUCUUUGAAAGUUCGCCAAAUUGGCUAGUUCAUUGUAGUUGGAUUUAAGAAAUGACCAAACGCAGAGAUUACGUGAAGUUAUGAAAGGGAAUCAAGCUGUUCAAUUAACAAGUGGCGGAUUUCUUCUUGUUUGAUUAUAAAAAGUGUUUGUGAUUACAAUUUCUAAAGGGACACUAUAAAAGAAAGAAAUGUCGAGGCCAGAAGAUAAAGGGACAAAUCCACAGAGGAAACUUGAACGUGAGAUGAGACUCGGAACUAUAAAAUCAAGACGAUCUCUUAUGGAGAGGGAGAAAGCGAUGGAAGCGGCCCGUAACCCAGGCGUCAGCAAACUGGGGGAUUGUCUUGUAAGCAUCAACUUGAAAAAUGACAAGGUCUUGACCUCCAAUCUCAGAAAGAUAAAUUCUGAAAUAAAGCGCAUGCAGUUACAGGUUAAUCAUAAAAUGAAAUAUUUUGUCAAGAACAGCAAUGUUUUGAAUCAUGAUCCGAUCAUUCUAGUCGAGCGUCCGCCAUCACCGGAAGUUAAAAAGCGCGCGCAUUUAAUGGAACACUACGAUGGUGAGGAAGAUGUUCCGGGUGAUGAGAACAAACCGGGUUACAUGAAACAAAUAAGGUCAAAAGCCAGGACCCCAUCGACGUUAACAACGAUUGACGCAUUCACGGUCAAACAGAGAAAAAAGAAAAAUGUGUGGGACGGAGCUGUAGAUGAGAAAUCGGCACCAGAGUUUGAAAGUACUGUUCGACCUUAUGCUAAAUUAACUAGACGCGAAAAAUCAGACUUACAAAAAGGGUAUGAAUUUCAUAAGCCCAAAUUAGAAAAUUCUGGAAUAUCUGAGACAGAAAAAUCUGCUUCCAGCAAACCCCAUACACAUAAAAAGAAGGUUAAAGAAGUAGCUAAUGACGACGAUAGUGAUUUUGAAGACGAAAUUACGCCUUUCAUUACACAGAUGGCAAAAGUAAGAAGGAAUGGAAACGACAGGAAGGAGAAAACAUUAGCAGAAAUAAGUUUAAAACCAAAAACUCCAGUUCUUGGAAUGAAAACGACUGGAAGUCCAGUUAAUCAAACAAUAUCCAUUGAACGAAAUGUGCGGUUCAAAUCGCCUGUUAUUAUGUCCGCUCCACGGGUCAGAGGAGCUCACCGGAAGCUGAAAACUACAGAAACGGAAGUAGUAUAUUGAUUGUCUAAGAUACAUGUGGUGCACUAGGUAUUUUUGUUCAACAGUUUACCCCUAUUUGGGUUAACAUAUUAGAAUCGGCCCUUAUUGUUGGACAGACAUUACAGUGGAUUGUGCCAAACUGUUUUGAACAAACACUGCCGCAAUUUUUGUUUGGUUCACCUAAUUCUUACCAGUAACUUGGUGAUCCUAUUUACAUCAUUUAUCAUUUUAAAGAACUCACAAGUUGUUAGUUUCAACUUUUUAAUAUUCUGUUAUACUUGGUUAAUUUUGAGUUUAUUAUCAAAAAUAAGUUUGAUUGGGGAAUUCUCCAUAAUAAUUUAUUAUAUAUCUUGUUCUUUAUUUAUAUACAGUUACAAUAGUUUUGCACUAAGCCAUUGUCAGUUUCAGCCGUUCUGUACACCAACUUUAUUUAAUUUGCAGAUCUGGUUCCAAUUUUACUUGAAUUGUUAUACAAUUGUUAGGAUACCCAAGUUAGAAGAAAAACAGUACGUUCAUGUAUUUUUUUUCAAAACUAAAAACAUGACAAAAGCAACAUUUUCAAAAAAACGGUGUGUUUUAGGGAUUUGUAUAUGAGAAUUACAUUUUUGUCCAUAGAUUUAAAAUGUCUUCAAAUUUAAAUUAAUAUUUUACUUCCUUCCCUGGAAAUCAAUAGAAUGAUGCGAUGCGUGAAUAAAACUUUUUUUCAAAAUCCCUGUUACUACUCUUUUUGACGAGACCGUAUUUGUUCAUUAACCCUUUAAGAUGUCUAUACGUGUUCAUGUCGGUCUAUUUCUUAUUGUUUCGUUUGGAAUAUUUCAUUCGGAAUAUUUGUGUUUUAAUAGUUAUAAAUUCUGUUUUAUAUUUAAGUCAUGUAUAUAUUUGUUCACAUAUGUCUUCUACAAUAUAUAUCCAUCAUACGUACAUGUUUUUUAACUACUGAUUU